Messenger RNA from Meloidogyne enterolobii, 3373 nucleotides. The record is from the annotation of a GenBank genome assembly. NCBI's taxonomy places the organism in Eukaryota, Metazoa, Nematoda, Chromadorea, Rhabditida, Meloidogynidae.
UUGUGUUUAAGGGAUGGGUAUCUUCCGCCUUUUUCAGUAUGCCUUUGUAGGUUGUCUGGCGCUUCAUAUUGGGUUCGUUUACAUAUCUGAAAUGGAGUAGGUCGUCUAAAUGUGACAGAACCCAUCCCUGGUGGAUAUGGUAGUAAAUAAUCUAUCACUUCUUUUUUACGUACAGUUUUCCUUUCUCUAAGGUUGUACAAAAAACAGAGGUUCGAUUAUAACAAUGCAAAGCAUUUUAACAAAAAAUUUGUUUACUUUAUUUUUAAAUUCUAAUCGGAUUUAUCUGGACUAUUAAAAUGUGAUUUAACAUAAAAAUCUGUUGACAGAUUUAUCAAAACCUAACAAUACAUUUAUUUUUGUCCAAAAAAUAUUUUUAAUCUUAUAAAAACACUUUUUAAUCCUCUUGCAUAUUUUCUCUUUUUCCGACACCUGUUAUUUUACUAUUUGUUAUAAGCCACGUGGUCAUAACAUUGUUUUUAAUCGUCUUUUUUUGAGAUUUAAGGCAAAAAUACCAAAUCCCCUUGGUUUCUGUUUUUGAGAAAAUUUCGAUUAAACCUGACACGAAAAUUUUAAAUUAUUGAAUAAAAUCUAUUAAAAUCCGACCACUAUUCGAAGUUAAUUUUAUUUUUUCUCAGCUUAACACUCUCACCCGUCCUAUCUCCCAAGAUCCUAUCCCUUUAAAUGAGGGGUUUCCACAUUCAUUUCUUUACCUAAUUUUAACACAUUCCAAUAGAAAGGCAUACCUUUUGUAUACUCUCGUCCCGUACUUUCACGGCGCUUUCCUAUUGGAGAGUACCUUCUUUAUUACGCCUGCCUUUUUAUUAGAAUAUUUUUAUGUAAAAUAGAAAUAUUUUAUUGUUGUUAAUUAGGUAUUUUACAAAUUUUCGAGAAAAAAAAAUACUUACCAAUUAUCAAAAAUAAUUCACUUAAUAAAUCAUUUAUUUUCUGUGUAGUCCAAGUUCGACAGCAAAAUUUUUAUUUUUUUAUUUUUUUUAAUUUUUUUCUUUGCAAAAAUUUUUCGAAAAAUAAAAAUAAAUUAGAAAAAAGGACAAUAAAAAUAAAAAAAAUUUUUUUCUCUCCUUUUCUCGAACAUUCUUUUAACAUCUAGAGAAAGCGUCGUUUCUUCUCCUUUCCUCUCUCUCAUUUCCCCUUUAAUCGCCUACUUUAUUUAAUUCGCCAAAAACGAUGUGAGCUUUAACAAUUUAUUAUAUUUAAUGCUUUUAUUCCUUGGAGUAUUUUUUUAAUUGUAAAAAAUUAUAGCAUCAGUCAAGAAAAUAAAAAUAAUCAACAAAUAAACAUUCCAUUUUAAUUAAUCCGCAAAAAUUUUUGCGGAUUAAUUUUGCGGACAAUAAUUUUGGAUCUUAAUUAAAUUUCUUUAUUUAGCGGAUUUAUAUAUAAGGCUUCUCCAAUAUUAUUUUUGAGAAGUAAAAUUUUUUGUUUAGCAAAGGAGCGGAAGACUUUUUUCGCUUGAUGCCUGAGAAUAUAAAAAAAUUGAUGCAUACAUGCUACCUUUAUGGUCUAAUUAAUACUUUUCAUGUCUAAUUUAAUACUUUUUAACUAGGGUUGCUCGUUUUCGGUUAUUAACCGGUACCCUAGGUUUUCGGUUAUGGCCGGUUUUCGACCCCCGGUUUUCAGUUUUUGACUUACCCCGAUUUUUGGUUAACCGAAACCGGUUUUUGACUAAAUUUCUCAUCCAGAAUAUCCCAUUCAUAUUUUAUUCAAUUAAAAUACUUUAACAUCUACUCUGUGAAUCAGGCGCUGAAUAAUUUUAAAAUUUCAACAAUUUGAGGGAGAACGGAACAUGUCGGAGAGCGGAACAUCUCGGAUAGAGCGGAACAUGUCGGAAUUCCCUUUAAGACUGUACGGGCAGUGAAGGUUUCCUUCACGCCUACCAAAUAAAACAAAAAAAGGAAAUUGUUUAUUGGUAUAGGACACUUGAGGGGUUAUCUACCUUGUAAUGGAGAGCUUCCAGAGCAAGUCCCAACCAUUCUGCUAUUUUCUGGGAUCAAGUUAGGCUGCUUUUCUCUCCCCCAAAUUUGUAUUAGUCAAAUAGGGUUGUUCCCCGACUGUAAAGAGGGCCGCGGGGAAAAAAUUCCCCGACUUUCGGAGACGGGAACAACCCUUUAGUCAAAUAGCUUAACGAAAAAAAAUUUAAAAAUUAAAAAAAAAAAGAAUUUUUCGAUUAAUAAUAAGCUUCGUUACUAAAUUAUAUUUUUCCUCAUUUUACAUAUUUUCCUUAGCAAAAUAACUGCACAAAUAAAAAUAAAAUUAUUUUUGUUUACCCAUUCUAAAUUUUGUCUUUAUUUUAAAAAACUGUCCAAUAUUGUUAACUAAAUUCUUAUCUUUUAUUUAAAAAUGUUUCCUUAUUUUAUGGCCCAUAAAUUUUAUUCUUAUGAUGAAAACGAAUGAUGCUAUUCUUUAGAGUCAGCAAAAAUUUUGUCCGCAAAAAUUGUCCGCAAAUUUUUUGCGGACAAUUUUUUUUUUCUUUUAAGUCAGUCACAAAAAUAGAAAUUAAAAAAAUUUACAUCUCUUUAUUAUCUUAUUUUUUAAUACUUUAUUCAUUUUAUUAAUUCUAUUUAAUAAUUUUUUUACCUUUUUUGCAUAUUUUUUGAUUAAAUACGCACAGAGAAUCCCCACAAAAACCAUGCCUUUUAGGCGCAGUAACAUUUGGGCGAGCAUUCAUAAAAUUGUCAAAUUAAGAGUUAGAGUCGUGAAAUUUUGUAGAAAUGUUAAUAAUACUCUUAGCUAACUUGACUAAAAAUUUCAGAAUUUUCUGGUGAAAAUUAGUAGAAUUAUGAGCGAAAAUGCCAAAAUUUUGCAAAAAAAUGCCAAAUUUUCAUGGGUUUUCGGUUAUAACUUUUGAAAUACCGAACCAAAAAUUCUGAAAUUUUUAUUCAAGUCAGGUAACUCUAUUACAAAGUUUUUCCCAAAAUUUUACUUCUCUACAUGCUCAUCUGACUAUUUUAUUAACGAAGUAAACGGAAAUGCCAAAAUUUCUAGCAAAAAUGCCUUUUUUCAUGUUUUUUGCGGGUUUUCGUCCCUAACGUUAGAAAUACUGUACCAAAAAUUCUGAGAUUUUCAAACCUGUUGGGUAACUCUAUUACAAAGUUUUUCCCAAAAUUUUACUUCUCUACGUGUUCAUCUGACUAUUUUAUAAAUUCCCGCCCAACCCUUACCAACGCCCCUAAAACCCUCUUUACCAACCACUUUUAACCCUAUCAAAAAUAAUAAAUUUUCUUUUUUUCAUUUUGUUAUCGAUAACGUGUCGUAUAUUUACCAUUCUUUGUGGUCCUUAAACUCUUUUUUCUCUUUUCUUUUUUUUUACUUUUUAUUUGGGACGAAUUGUCAAUCAGUCAGAUGGUCGGGGAUUUUU